Misgurnus anguillicaudatus (oriental weatherfish) is the source of this 3519-nucleotide messenger RNA. Its product is annotated as tripartite motif-containing protein 16-like protein. Gene Ontology annotation, molecular function: zinc ion binding; protein binding. The record is from RefSeq and is a predicted model, not a curated record. Lineage: Eukaryota; Metazoa; Chordata; Actinopteri; Cypriniformes; Cobitidae.
UAAAAAAUCAGGAUAAUUCCUAUUAUCUGCGUAAUGAUUUUCUCAGUGUUUUGAUCUUGAACUUAAAUCUAAGUAAUUAUUCUAAAAUGUAAAACUGAUGUCCAAACAUGUGUUCACUAUGAAUGUCUCUGUGAGUUUCUGUAUGAGACUGACAUCUAGUGGACUUCUUUAUUAUAUGACUGGAACUCCUGUUUGCACACGUUUCAUAAACACAACCAGGAAGUUCUCAAGUUCAGGGAAACCGAAACUAAAUCACGGUCAGGUGGUUUUUGCAUGUUUCUUCUUUUCUAAAAUGGCAGAAGCAAGUGUUUCUUUGUUUCAGGAUCAGUUCAUCUGUUCAAUCUGUCUGGAUCUACUGAAGGAUCCUGUGACCAUUAACUGUGGACACAGUUACUGUAUGAGCUGUAUUACAGACUACUGGGAUCAGAAGAGAGACUACAGCUGCCCUCAAUGCAGACAGACCUUCAAUACAAGACCUGUUUUAGGUAAAAACAUCAUGCUGGCGGAAGUGGUGGAGAAACUGAAGAAGACUAAACUACAAGCUGCUCGUCCUGAUCACUGUUAUGCUGAACCUGGAGAUGUGGAGUGUGACGUCUGUACUGAGAGAAAACACAAAGCUGUCAAGUCCUGUCUGAUGUGUCUGAACUCUUACUGUCAAAAUCAUCUUGAACAACAUGAGAAUUUAUUCAAAGGGAAGAAGCACAACCUGAUAGAUGCCACUGGACGACUUCAGGAGAUGAUCUGGCCUCAACAUGAGAAACUGCUUGAGAUUUACUGUCAUACUGAUCAGCAGUGUAUAUGUUAUCUGUGUAUGGUGGAUGAACACAAUAACCACGAGACUGUAUCAGCUGCAGCAGAGAGGACUGAGAGACAGAAACAACUGAAGAAGACACAGAGAAAAUACCAGCAGAGAAUCCAGGAGAGUCAGAAGAAGCUUCAGGAGCUGAGAGAUGCUGUGAAGACUCAUAAGCGCUCUGCACAGACAGCAGUGGACGACACUGAGAGGAUCUUUACUCUACUGAUCCAAUCCAUUGAGAGAAGACGAUCUGAGGUGACACAGCUGAUCAGAGAUCAGGAAAAGACUGCAGUGAGUGAAGCUGAAGGACUCUUGAAGCGACUGGAGCAGGAGAUUGAUGAUCUGAUGAAGAUAGACGCUGAGCUGGAGCAGAUUUUACACACAGAUGAUCACAUCCAUUUCAUCCAGAGUUUUCAGUCUCUCUCUGUUCCUCCUGGAUCUACAGACUCAGUCAGCAUCACUGUCAGUUCUCUCCUCUCUUAUGAUGAUGUAGGAAAAUCUGUGUCUGAUCUGAGAGAGAAACUGGAGGAUUUCUGCAGAGAAGAGAUAGAAAAAAUAUUGGACAGAAUAAAGUGGAUUGGCAUCAUUUCCACCCCUGAACCAAAUACCAGGGAGAAGUUCCUACAAUAUUAUCGUCAGAUCACUCCAGAUCCAAACACAGUAAAUAAACGUCUCUGCAUAUCUGAUAGGAACAGAGUGAUUACUGACACUGACAAAGACCAGCCGUAUCCUGAUCAUCCAGACAGAUUUGAUGUUUAUCCUCAGGUGUUGUGUAGUGAGAGUGUGAGCGGACGCUGUUACUGGGAGGUUGAGUGGAGCGGUCAGGUGUUUAUAUCAGUGUCAUAUAAGAGCAUCAGCAGGGAAGGUAAUAAGUGUUUAUUUGGGAGUAAUGAUCAGUCCUGGAGUUUGAAUUGUACUGAAUCCAGUUGUUCAUUCUUUCACAAUAACAUUAAGACUAAACUCCCUGUAGUGUCCAGAUCUUCUAGAAUAGGAGUGUAUGUGGAUCACAGUGCAGGAUCUCUGUCCUUCUACAGCGUCUCUGACACAAUGACCCUCAUCCACAGAGUCAACACCACAUUCACUCAACCUCUCUAUCCUGGAUUUAGAGUUUAUUUUGGAUUAGUAAAACUGUGUGAUCCAACAGUAUAGAAAAUAAAGGAUAAUACAAAUAUUCUUGUUAAGGUAGUAGUAGGGGUUUUCAAACUACUCUUGACCCCACAUUAUUUUUGUUCUAAACCCCGGUUUUAACAACAGCCACAUCAAAAGUACUGUACUAUGUUAUAAAGUAGAAUUUACUAUAGUAAACUUUAAAAUGAUUGAAUUUGCUGUAGUAUAUAAUAAUUACACUCAGAAUGGCAGACGCUUUUAUCCAAAGCAACUAUCCAAGUGCAUUCUAGGUAAACUUUUGCACUGCUAAAGCAAUGCUCCACAAACUGAGCUACUGGAACAGCAUACUUACUGUAGUAUACUAUAGUAUUCUGUAGUAUUAACCAUGCCUAUAUGCUGUGUUUCUAGACGGCUGUUUCAGCAUUUGUGUGUACAGAAAUAAAGUCAAAUGGUUACAAAAAAUGGCUGGAGUAAAACAUCUCAAGGAGAAAUUAUGUUUGAACAUUUUUCUCAUAGAUGUAAAAACACAAGACAGUUAUCAGUUGCACAGUCUAUUCAGUCAGUUUGACACCCCUUUAUUUAUCGCGUCUUGACUGCUGGCACUACAAAUAUACAAAUGUUAAAGGGGCAAUGAACCUGUCGAUUUUAUUGUUUUAUACUGUUGUCUAAGGUCUACUUAUGAUGUUUUCAUGGUUUUUUACAUUCAAAAACAUCAAAAGCAAUAAGUUAAGGCUAUUUUGUAACAUGGUUCUGAUGCUGUCUGGAGAAAUAGUUUGUUUGAAGGGGCUAAAUGACCGUAUACAACACAUUAAGUGAGCAUCAGAAUCUAAACUGCGGCUGGUAAGUCCUUCCUUAUCAAUAACUUUGUAUAUUUCUAUUGUGCUUGUGAGGUUGCUCUGACAUACACGUAACAUUACAUACCACAGUUAUAUGAAAAAACGUUUUGUUGAGUGUUGGACCUUUCAAACGGAACUUGCCUAAAUUACCGUAUACAACACAGUAAGCGGGCAUCAUAAUCUAAAUUGCCGCUGGUAAGUCCUUCCUUAUCACUAACUUUGUAUAUUUCUACCGUUAUAUUACAGUCGUAUUGUUAAGUGUUGCACCUUUAUUAAUUGUUUAAUGUUUUUUAGUAAAUUAAAAGAGUCAAACAACGUGUUUAGACACGGAUGUUACAACAGACAUAUCAGGCGAUCUCUUCUAACAAAGCAAUAGUGAAACGCAGUAACUUAAAGUAAAAUGUUUUACUCACUGUGUAUACUGCUGUGUCAUUUUUGCUGAUCCAAUAUUAGUGGUGCCUUUAAUCACAGUCUCUCUGCAAAUCCAGCAUCGACUUGUGGCUUCUUUACAAAUGAAUCUGCGGUACACAAAGUAAACAAACACUUCCCACGCAAGCUGGAACUUAUUUAAAAACAAACUUAAACCACGCAUUCCUUAUGUUCCGAUCCUCCGAGUUAAGUGACUGUGUCUUUAAAGGGGCCAUGGCACAAGACUUUUUUAAGAUUUCAAAUAAAUCUUUGAUGUCCCCAGAGCACAUAUGUGAAGUUUUAGCUCAAAAUACCAUAUAAAUAAUUUAUUAUAGCAUGUUAAAUUUGCCACUUUGUAGGUGUGUGCAAAAA